This is a messenger RNA of Phaedon cochleariae (mustard beetle), 776 nucleotides long. NCBI's taxonomy places the organism in Eukaryota, Metazoa, Arthropoda, Insecta, Coleoptera, Chrysomelidae. The record is from the annotation of a GenBank genome assembly.
AGUUAACCAACUUUUAUCUUUUAUGCAUUAUCCACUAUGCAAAUUACGCUUCUGCGCACUUCUGCGCAUGCGUCUGUCAAAAAUGUCAACUUGUCACUUUGCAGCGAAGAGUGGGAGUAGAAACCACACCCUUCUUUUUCAUGUGUUUACUUGUUUAUUUAUUGUGAUUUGUGCUUGGUUUCACCAUUGUGUUGUGAAAAUUUGAAAUUUUUUUGGUUAGUGUUUGUUGUUUGUUCGGAAAAAUCAAAUUCAAGAUGAAUUUAGAUGAAGCAACUCUCAUCGAAACGGUGGAAGCAUUUUCAUGCAUUUGGGACACCAAGAAUAAAGACCACAGGAACAUUCUGGUGGUGGAAAAUGCAAGGAAAUCAAUUGGAAAUAUCAUGCAAGCAAGUGGAACUUGGAAAAGUUUGAGGGCCAAAUACAUUAGAGAGAGGAAACUGAUUGUCACCAGGCCAUCAGGCUCUGCAGCCUAUACCGGACAUUGGACGUUGUUUAAAACAAUGGGUUUCCUAGCUAAUGUUGUUCAAAGUAGAAGAACUAGUGGAAAUGUAUCCAAGAACUCAGGCCACAAACCGUCACAAGUCUGGAAUACUAAUAUAAUCAUAGAGGAGACUGAGACUGAAAACUUUGAAGACAGCCAGGUGGAAGGAUUAUUGGAUGAAACAUUGAUUCAACACUCACAAUCCAGCCAAGAGGAGGAAGAGGAAACACAGCAGAGACACAGACAUGUCAUCACUGUCAGGGUCCGCAGCUACUCCGAGUAUGAAGAAUUGUAG